Molecule: messenger RNA, 1284 nt
Organism: Tribolium madens (black flour beetle)
Lineage: Eukaryota; Metazoa; Arthropoda; Insecta; Coleoptera; Tenebrionidae
Exons: 7
Coding region: 257-1234 (325 amino acids)
Cellular component (GO): SAGA complex
Molecular function (GO): protein heterodimerization activity; transcription coactivator activity
Source: RefSeq, a predicted model, not a curated record
UCACAGACAUACACAAAAUAGAUUACUCGUCAGUCAAUCCUUGAAAAAUUACUGCUUCCGUUUCAUUUUGCACUUCUUAGUGCAGUUUUGGACACAAUUAAUGCCAUUCAAUCAAAAUAAGGUUACAAAACGAAAUAGAACAUUUUUUUCGAUUAUUCGACAACCGGCAAUCUAUUUUUUUUAUGUUUACGCCUUGAGUUAGAGGUUAGGUCUAGAACAAGUUAGUUUCAAAAAUUUGUUUUUUUUUAUCAAAAAAAUGGAACGAGUGAAAUACUGGGAAGAAAAACGAAUGGAACGUAAACGGGAACAAGUGCCCGAUGUAACGGCCGAUAUUGAACUGUCUAUGAAUAAAUUUUUCCUCAACAAUUUAGAAGAGAAUGAAAACAGAGUCAAGACCCAAAAAAUCACGGUGCCCCCUUUGAACCCAUUGAUACUCUACUCUAUUACUUUACACCAGCAAGCAAAUAAUAUUUCUAAAACGAUUAAACAAAAUGAAAUUACACUAAAUGCAAAAAAAGUUGAUUUUCAGUUGCCAGAGUUUGAUCUCAGCGAGAAUCUCACAAUCAGACAUAAUUUAAAUUUUUCUAAAGAUGAUUUUAUGAGUUUUAACAGAGGUCAGGAAGUGGAAGUAAAUGAAUUAAGCAAAACUAUUGUGCAUAAAAUUCUAACUAAAUCAAUUGCCACUCUUUUUGCACAUAUUGGAUACGAAACUUGUCAGCAAAGUGCACUUGAUGUGUUGACUGAUGUUUUACAGGAAUUUUACCGAAAAAUUACAUGUAACGUAAAAAUUGCGAUAGAAGACCAGGAAAAAUACCAUUCCGGGUUUCCACACGUUAUGGAACGAGUUUUGACUGAAAUGGGAUUGGGUGGUAUAAAAGGAUUAAAUGAUUAUUACCAAUCAAGAGUAAUUAAAUAUGUCUCAGUACUUGAAAAUAGAUGUAAACAGUUGAUUGAAGAUUACAAUAAUUUGCUACUUCCAAGACCACCGUCUCCGGUGGAUAAAAUCAAUGAGGCUGUUAGAGUUAAAGUGGAGGAAGAAGAUGUAGUAGAAGUUGAAAAUCCAGAGGUGCAUUUUUCGACCAUAGAUGGUGAUGUGAAUUUUUCUAUACUUGAGCCUGGAUAUCAGCUGCUGAAAAGUCUGGAUAACCUGGAAGCUGAAACAAAUUCACAGGGAAUGGCUGAUAGUGUUGAAAAUAUCACCGUUAGUGAAUCACCGUCUUUCUCCUUACAGUGAAAGAAGAAAUUUAAAUACUUUGAUAGCAAAUAAACGAUAUUUUUAUCAAU